Molecule: messenger RNA, 1456 nt
Organism: Phaeodactylum tricornutum CCAP 1055/1
Lineage: Eukaryota; Bacillariophyta; Bacillariophyceae; Surirellales; Neidiaceae
Exons: 4
Biological process (GO): carbohydrate metabolic process
Cellular component (GO): Golgi apparatus
Molecular function (GO): acetyltransferase activity
Source: RefSeq, a predicted model, not a curated record
CAAGAUCGUUGGAAUAUUUGAGCUGUGAAGUAUCAAGAACACAUGACACAUGACUCCUCAAUCUGCUGCCGAAGUAGCACCGCUGACAACGAUGGCGUCUGCCAUGUUUUUCGGUACUAUCAUUUUUGCGACGGCUAGUCUCGCGACGAAGUCAGUAGCGUCAGGCGACUGGCGAGCAAUCCAAGCGUCUAGAAAUCCUCGGUCGACUGCAUUGGACAUUCGGUCUUUCUCGUCCGUGUUUACGCUUCUUCUCCAUUCUACUGUUUUUGGUUGCAUUUUGUUGUACGCCUACCUCUGCGAGUACCAUCCUCCCUUUCCUCACGGUGUCAAAACCUAUGACCGAGAUGAAUUCUUCUUUUUAACGGCUCUGCUGCUGCUGGCUUCAGCUUUCACGCUGAAACGAAACCAGCCUCUGGGUACAGGAUCUUCUCGCUCGGUUGCACCGUCUGUCGAAGCUACCGAAAUCCUCAAUCGAGAUCAGACAGAAGAAUGGAAAGGGUGGAUGCAGUUUAUGUUUCUCCUAUAUCACUACUUUCAUGCCGAGGAAGUUUACAACGCGAUUCGUGUUAUGAUCACGUGUUACGUGUUUAUGACAGGAUACGGCAAUUUCUCCUUCUUUUACAUAAAGGGAGACUAUAGCAUCGUGCGUGUUAUGCAGAUGCUUUGGAGAUUAAAUUUCUUGGUCGUCUUUCUUUGUUUAUCUCAAGGUACAACCUACAUUUUGUAUUAUAUAUGUCUCUUGCACACCUACUUCUUUCUGAUGGUGUAUGUGACUAUGAAGAUCGGAACUGACUUGAAUUAUUCCAAGUGGGGAAUACGCUUGAAGCUCGGAGGGUUGGCUCUACUCAUCUUCAUUGUAUGGGAUGUGGAUAGCGGGAUUUUCCGUCUCCUUCAUUGGCCGUUCCUUGGUGAGGUACCCGUGCUCGGCGCUACUUCUGGCAGUUUGUGGGAGUGGUACUUUCGAUCUACUCUUGAUCAUUGGUCAACUAUUCUGGGAAUGAUAUUUGCUCUAAAUUUUCCUAUUACCAGUUUGUUCUUUCGAAAGCUGGAGUCCCUGCCUUUUGGACAGCAUGUCGCAGCCAAAGCAAUAUUAGGUCUUGCAUUGGGAGGCAUCUUCUACUGGUGGGUAUGUUGGCCUUUCCAGUUGAGCAAGUUCGACUACAAUCAAACGAACUCGUAUUUUGGAUGUAUUCCAGUAUUGGUGUAUAUUUACUACCGAAAUGUAACCCCUUGGCUAAGGGGACACACGCUAGAACUCUUGCAUCAAAUUGGCAAAACGACGCUGGAGACAUAUUUGAUGCAGCACCAUAUCUGGCUCACCUCCAACGCAAAAAGCCUUCUAAUUCUGGUACCCGGUUGGCCAAAGAUGAACUUUCUCGUCGUGAGUUUCAUUUACUUUGCUUUGAGUCGAAGGCUCUACCAACUCACUCUUUUUGUGAGGGGCAUGCUUCUACCG